AUGUAAUAAAAUAACAGUGCAAUUAAACAUCUCAUUAAACCAUUUUCUUUUGAACUCCCCCAAUCAGAAUAAUUUAAUCCAUUACUUUUAGAUAAUCUUAAUUGGGAUUAUAUCUAAGCUAAUCUGUAAUUCAUCUUAUCUCUCUAUUCUUUAGGGAUAUAGCAUAAUGUGGACCAUUUCUCAAAAACUUUGUCUAAUCUAACUUCACAUCAGAUACCAUAAGAAAUAUGGAAUUUAGAUAAUUCAAGAAAAUGUUAGAAGUCUGCUAAUUUGCUAUGGAUUUUUAUACACAAAAUUAAGAAGAAAAAGAGAAAGAAAUUGAUGAAAAAGUUGAAGUCUUGAAAAAAAAAUAAGAAUAGUUAGAAAAGUUAAAAGAAAUUGAAAAGUAACAUGUAGAUAAACAAAAUACUAUUAAUAAAGAACUUGAAUUACUUAAAGUAGAAGCUAAAUAGGUAAAAGAAUAAGCUGUAAAAAAUAUAAUUUUCAAAUGUCAUCAUUGUGAUAAAUGUUAUCCCUCCAAAAAAGAAUUACUUAAACAUAUUGAUAAUAAACAUGUUGAAAAAUAAAAAGAUGAUAUAACUAAUCCAGAAUACUUAGGCUCGAUGCUUUAAUAAUUAUAAUAGUAAUAAAUGUAGUAGUAAUAAUCAAUGGCAAAUACAUAAUAAAGCUUUUUGAAAUAAUAACAAUUUGGUAAUACUAUGUAAUCUGUGCCGGAUCCAUUAAUGAUUGGUAGUGCUGGAUUUUAAUAAUUGAAAUAACAAUAGAUUGAAAAAAUGGAACUUAAACAAAAAAGAAAAGAAGAAAGAAGAAUUAAAAGAGAAAAUGAUAGAGAAGAAAGACAAAAAAGAAUACUUUAACAAGAAGCAUAAAUGAAAGAAUUCUAAAACUAAAUGAAAAUUUUAAUUGAAUAGAAAGUGUAAGAAAUGGUGAAGUUAAAUAGUAUGGUUGGAUCAUAAUAAUAAGCUUAAAUCAUUUAAUAAAAGAAAUUAAUAGCAGAAUUAGAGGAAUUAAAAUAGAUGAGGUUUGUAUAAAAGGAUUAAAGCAUAAUUUAAUAAGAUUAAUAAUAAGUCAAUUAGUCUAAGAGUAAUGAUGAUGAAAAGUUAUUAAAUAUUAUUGAUAAAGAAGUUAAUGAUCUUGAUAUAUCAUAAUAAAGUUUACAUUCUUAAUAAUUAUCAAGAGAUUAGAAGCUUUAAAUAAAUAAAAACUAAAAAGUCGGAGAUUAAUCUGGAAUGAUGAGUUUUCAUAAUUAUUCAUACUCAUAAAAUUCAUAAAAUAUUAUAAAUGUAAAGACAGAAAUGGGAAAGGCUCAUUAAAUAAAAAAUAAUCAAAUUAAUUAAGCUGAAAUGGCUCAUGUUGGUGAGAUAGAAAGUGAUAAUGAAAUUUUAGAUUAAGAUAAUGAUGCUUCAUAUUUAAGACCAGUAAAUAAAAAAAGUGAAGUUUAAUAAGCUGAAAUUGAAUUUAUAGAAGCUAUAAGGAAAAAGAAAAUCUAAAAAGAAGAUAUAUAAGAUGAUGAUGAUUAAGAAGAUAGAGAUUUUGAUGAUUUAUUAAACAAAGAAAAAUAAAAGUUAUUAGGUCCAAAUGUUGAAUCUUAAACCAAUAAAGAAUUGUUAGAAUCUUUAAAUAAGAUUUAAUAAUAAUCUAAACUUAAAUCAUGA
This is a messenger RNA of Paramecium sonneborni, 1655 nucleotides long. Lineage: Eukaryota; Ciliophora; Oligohymenophorea; Peniculida; Parameciidae. The record is from the annotation of a GenBank genome assembly.